CGUUAGCAUCAAAUUGUGGCAAAGCAAAGUAAACACAUUUGGCGCGGGCUAUUGUUGCAUUUAUUCCACUAAAAUAUACAAAUAAUAAGAAAUGCGAACUGUCACAGGACCCGAUCACACAAUAGACUUGAAUGAGUCAAUCCAGUGCUAUGAAAUCUGCGCGAAUGACUUUGCCUACAAUCUCGUCGCCGUGGCGCUGGAAAAACGCAUUUGUUUGCUUGUGGUUGGACUGCCGGAGGAGAACGGCGAGUUCUUGUGGCAUCAUCUGCAGGACUUGGAGCUAGGUGAAAGCGACUCGCGCUGCGUGAAUGCCAUUGCCUUCUCUCCGGACACUUCUCUGAACAGCACACCCAACAAUGUGACGUUUUGCGCUGCCCUUGGCACGGACCUGAUGAUAUUUCGCACGGACGUCAAUCAGUACAACACGGUGGACACCUUGCGGGGCCACACCGACUACGUGAAUGACAUAUCCUGGGUGUGCGAAGGCGAGUUUCUGGCCUCGGUCAGCGAUGACUUUACGUGCCGGUUCUGGAGCACCGCUGCAGUGUCGGAGAACGUCAUCACCUUCUGCCUAUCCUCGGCGGGAGUGUCGAUAAAAAGCCAUCCAGAUGACAAUGAAAAGGUCCUGGUGGCCGAGAAGAGAGGCAUUAUCCAUCUCUAUAAUGUAAGGCAGAAGAAAACUGUUUUGUCUGUGGAGUCCCCCAAGUUUCCCCUGAUGUCCGCUGAUUGGGCCCAGAGCAAUCGCUUGUUUGUCUCUGCUCUGGCGGGUGGCGAUGUCAUCACGUGGGACCUCAAUCGUCCAUUUGUGCCCGCCGACGUCAAGCAGAUCCAUGAGGAUGGUGGUCGGGUGGUACGCUUUGCGCCCGGUAGCUCAGACAUGGUCAUGGCCAGCAUCGGCCGCCCAGGUUUGACGCUCAAAGUUUUUUCUGCAAAAUCUGCAGUGCUGCUGUUCGAAACGGGUUUAAAGACGUACGCAGGAUUGGCCUGGCACCAGAGGCUGCCCUACAUAAGUGCGGCAUCGGACAGGAAAUUGCUCUUCUGGAAAGUACAAAUGAAGUAACCAAUAAAGUAAAAUAAAACUGCAUUUAAAAUU
This is a messenger RNA of Drosophila subobscura, 1093 nucleotides long. RefSeq names its product nucleoporin Nup37 (gene Nup37). Bases 92 to 1060 code for a protein of 322 amino acids. The transcript is spliced from 3 exons. The record is from RefSeq and is a predicted model, not a curated record. Gene Ontology annotation, molecular function: protein binding. Lineage: Eukaryota; Metazoa; Arthropoda; Insecta; Diptera; Drosophilidae. Gene Ontology annotation, cellular component: nuclear pore outer ring.